Cladocopium goreaui is the source of this 897-nucleotide messenger RNA. NCBI's taxonomy places the organism in Eukaryota, Dinophyceae, Suessiales, Symbiodiniaceae. The record is from the annotation of a GenBank genome assembly.
UAGCGGCGAAUGGUAAGUCCAGUCGUUUGCUCGCCAUGGAUCAUGCUACAGCUGAAAAGGCCGAGAAAGCCUUAUUUGAAUUGGAGGAGUUGAAGCUCCGUUUGGCUGCUGGCCGGUGCAACGACGAGCGUUCAGUGGACGCCACCACUUCCUGCACUGCGGCGCUGCCGUUAGGGCUCAGGGCACCAGAGAAACCGGUGGAUGCGGCGUCAUUGGAAUUGCUUCGACGGCGGGUGUUGGAGCUGGAGACAGCAUUGCAGCUAGCAACCCUGCGAGCGGCCCCUGAAAGUGGGCAGGCCCACACCCCUGACCCGGCUCUGCUGCAGCGAAUCUCUGCAGCUGUGCCUUCUGGCAGCACCGGAACGGCAAAACAGCCGCCCGGGCCAGCGAUCUUCAGCUAUUUGACCGAAAAAUUGGACGAGAGCCUUGAAGAUCGGCGACGUUUCUUUGAGCGUUACCUGGUAGUUCGUGAGCUGGCUCUUGCUCGCUCACAAAAAGAGUCAACUCUGCCACUUCUGGCCGAUGCCUCGCGUUCUUUGCGCGACGGACGGGCGCCGCCGUCACAGGUGCUGGCCGAGUUAGAAAAAGCUUGGUUGCCCAGUGACAAGGCCCUUUUGGAGGCCCGAGUCUGGCGCGCGCGGGGUCGGCAUCAACGACUCUUCAUGGAGCUGCGGCAAAAGGAGCUGCAAGCAGAAGAACUGCUGCGGCGCUGUGAGCUCAGUCGUCAACUAGAUGCCCCUCGAAUGGAGCUAUUGCACCUACUUGGUGCGCCCAAGUGGCGCUGGCGACAGGCCAGACAGACAGCUGAAUCACCCAGAUGACCAAGAAGGCUUCAAAGGGUGGUACACAGUGGCGACAUGUGUGUGCCGUUGAAAAUGCCGGGAGGAACUGGGAAAA